AUGAAAGUAUUAGGAAAAGAUGAAUUUAUUACAAAAUUUGAAACCUUCUUAGUAAUAAAAAAAGAAUUAGAAUACUCCAGAAAUAUUGAUAAACAUUUAUAUAAUAAAUAUUUAAUAAAUAAAGAUGAUAAUUUUAAAGAGAUAUAUGAAAAGUAUUUUAUGAAAUUAAUAUCAGAUAAAAUAUUAUACAAAAGUAUACACAAAUAUAUUAUGGAUACAUGUCCACAUGUAAUACCCAAAAAUAUAUAUCAUAAAAAUGAUAAUGAAUCUAAAGAUAUUAUACAAGAUAUUUCAAAUAAAAUUGUACAAUUCUUUAAAAAUAUAGAUAUAUAUGAUUUUGAUAAAAAAGAAAAAAUUCAAAUGAUUGAUAUCCAUUGUGUAAAUAUAGUUGAUCUCUAUGUAAUUAUGAACUACGCCGACAAAAAAUGUGAAGAAUAUAAAAUUGAGCAGAUCCUAAACAUGUUAAAAGAUGUACACAUAACAAAUAAUAAUUCAUAA
This is a messenger RNA of Plasmodium falciparum 3D7, 498 nucleotides long. It is a transcript of the gene RPB4, whose product is annotated as Rpb4/RPC9 family DNA-directed RNA polymerase subunit. Gene Ontology annotation, biological process: DNA-templated transcription initiation. Lineage: Eukaryota; Apicomplexa; Aconoidasida; Haemosporida; Plasmodiidae. The record is from RefSeq and is a predicted model, not a curated record. Gene Ontology annotation, molecular function: nucleotide binding; DNA-directed RNA polymerase activity. Gene Ontology annotation, cellular component: nucleus; RNA polymerase complex.